AUGUCCAAGUUUAUUUCAAAAUUCCGUCAGCUACAGGCGCGCACUUUGAGCCGCGAGUGUUGCUAUGAGAAUUUGCGCGUCACAAAAUUCGGCUGGGACGCGACCAUCUGCGCGGUGAAUCCUAAAUUUGUGGCCAUCAUUGUGGAGUCGGUGGGCGGUGGCUCGUUUGUGGUCACACCCUGCGCCCGUGUGGGUCCCCUGCCCAUGGACUAUCCGACAGUGAGCGGACAUGGCGGCUGGGUGCUGGACAUUGCCUGGAGUCCGCACAACGAUAACAUUAUUGCCUCGGGCUCCACCGAUGGUGUGGCACGUGUCUGGGCCAUACCCGAUGCCGGACUGUCUGAGCCACUCGAGCGGGCUGUCGUUGAUUUGAAAUUUCACAAAGGACGCUGCUGCCUCGUGCUGUGGCAUCCGUCGGCCCUCAAUGUGCUGGUCACCGGCGGCUCGGACAAUCAGCUGGCCAUCUGGAAUGUGGGCACGGGACAGGUCCUCAAGCUGCUGGACGCGCACCCGGCCCUGGUGUACAGUGCGUGCUUCAAUUGGAAUGGAUCCCAGCUGGUGACCAGCUGCCGUGACACAAUGCUGCGUGUCCUCGAGCCACGCACGGGCCAGCUGCUCGGCUCGGCGGUGUGCCACGAGGGCGCGCGUCCCACACGCGUAAUUGUGCUGCGCCAGGGAUUGAUCUUCACCACCGGGUACAGUCGCAGCAUGCAGCGCCAGUACUCGCUGCGUUCGCUGCAGCAGCUGGAGCCACCCCUGGCCCUGGUCGAUGUGGACUCGCAGAUUGGAUUGCUCUUUCCCAUCUAUGAUGCGGACACAAGUCUGCUGUUUCUGUGCGGACGCGGGGAUAACAUUUUGCGUUGCUAUGAGGUAACGGACAAGCCGCCGUUUCUGCACUACAUCAACACAAUCGCCUCGAAGGAGUCGCAGCGUGGCGUCUGCCUGAUGCCCAAACGUGGCUGCAACUUGCCGAACGGGGAGCUGGGAAAGAUCUUUCGCCUGAAUAGCAAAGGUGUCUGCGAGAUUAUGUCGUUGACGAUGCCGAACGAGCUGCCAGAGCAGCUGUUUGCGGCCACCCCAGCCAUUACAGCCGUCGAGUGGUUCAGCGGACAGAAUGCUGAACCCAAAAUGUGUGCCCCCAAGGCCAACACUGGCACUAGCCCAAAGGCGCUGCUCCCACCUGAGGCGAAGGAGCAGCAGGAGCGGCAGGAGCAGCAGGCACAGGAGCAGCUGCUGGACUCCGAGGAGCAAGACUUGGUUGCCCAUGCACUAUGGUCCAGACGACAACUUUUAUUGGCCAAAAAGAAAUUGUUAGAAGUUAAAAACAAGACGUGGUUUCAGGAUCCCUGCAUUAGAAAAAGAGUGACCCUCAAAGUUUCUAUGCCAUGUGACACUCCUGAUGGACCCUUGAUCACUUCGCUGGGCGCCACUCAAGGUGAGGAGCAGGCGGCUGUCGCGGAGGUUCCUGUCGAGGAAAACCAAUGA
This is a messenger RNA of Drosophila subobscura, 1485 nucleotides long. RefSeq names its product coronin-6-like. Gene Ontology annotation, molecular function: actin filament binding. Bases 1 to 1485 code for a protein of 494 amino acids. NCBI's taxonomy places the organism in Eukaryota, Metazoa, Arthropoda, Insecta, Diptera, Drosophilidae. The record is from RefSeq and is a predicted model, not a curated record. The transcript has 2 exons. Gene Ontology annotation, biological process: actin filament organization.